AUGAAUUUGAAUGAUUUGGACAUUUACUGGGAUAUCCUCAAGACCGUUCUAGGCUUCAUUGCAAAGCAAACGGUCCAGAAAGGACAGGCAAUCGUCCAUCGGUAUACAUACCGCUCCACCCCAGAUCCACGCAAUGUCGUCGUUGUCGGUGGCUCGUUUGCAGGAUCGCUUCUUGCUCAACAACUUUCUCACACAGUCCCUUCGGGUUAUCGGGUAAUACUCAUUGAGAUGAAUUCUCACUUCAAUUACGCCUUUGCCUUUCCUCGCAAUACCGUCUUCUCCGGAAGAGAGCAUCACGCCUUCAUCUCGUACGAGAACCUUGCCAAAGGAGCCCCCGAAGGCAUCUUUCACCAUUACUGUGACCAAGUUACCGACGUGACAGAGUCACACGUCAACACAGCUAAUGGCAUUUCCUUGCCUUAUGAGUACCUCAUCGUUGCAACAGGCGCUGCACAGCCACCACCAGCACGGCUGGUAUCCAAGAACAAGAGUGACGGCAUUGAAGAACUCAGAGGUUUCCAACAGCGCAUCGGCAAGGCGGACAGAGUUGCUGUAAUUGGAGGAGGAGCCGUGGGAAUUGAGCUGGUGACGGAAAUCAGAGAGAGAUAUCCUGGUAAAGAGGUGACGCUCAUUCACUCUAGACAACGGCUACUUCCUCGAUUUGGACCCAAGCUUCAUGAUUAUGUCAUGGCAACUCUCAAGAAGCAGAAUAUCGAAAUCUUGCUGGGCGAGAGGCCGCCUUAUCCAGAUGAUGCUGGACAAAGAGUCCAAGAGACCAGUCUUACCCUUGCCGAUGGAAAAGAAAGGACCUGGGACUUGGUGAUCCCUUGCACAGGUCUUCGUCCACGAUCCGAACUACUGGCAGGAUACUCCCCGAAGAGUAUCGCUUCCAGUGGCGAGAUCUUGGUAGGGCCGACUCUCCAAGUUGAGAAUCUGCCCUUAUCGAAAAAGAACAUAUUUGCUCUUGGCGAUGUGGCCCAAUCUGGUGGUCCGAAGCAAGCUCGAGCUAGUAUCAUGCAGAUCGAUAUCGUGGUCAAUAACCUACUGCGACUCAUGAAAGGUAGCCCAGCUGAGGUCGAAUACGUCCCUCAUUUCUUUGAGAACACACUCAAGUUGACAUUGGGAAAGCGAUUGUCUGUCAUUUGGGCUCAAAAGGGCGAUUACGAAUGGAUGAAAGAGUCCAAGAAAGAAGAUGAGGAUCUGAACGUCAAUCAGACAAGAAGACAAUUGAACGCAAAGGCGGAGGAGUCAUGA
Molecule: messenger RNA, 1254 nt
Organism: Fusarium pseudograminearum CS3096
Lineage: Eukaryota; Fungi; Ascomycota; Sordariomycetes; Hypocreales; Nectriaceae
Exons: 3
Coding region: 1-1254 (417 amino acids)
Cellular component (GO): cytoplasm
Molecular function (GO): flavin adenine dinucleotide binding; electron-transferring-flavoprotein dehydrogenase activity
Source: RefSeq, a predicted model, not a curated record